GGUUGAUUCUCUCUUUUCUUUCUCCGAGGAUUAUUCGACAUAUAAAUUUGUCCGUCGAUAUCUUUACGCAACAAGAUAUCAGAUUGAGAGACUUCUCAUCAUGACUAAAUUUCGUCCCUGUAUAGACUUGCAUUCAGGUCAGGUGAAGCAGAUUGUAGGCGGUACUUUAACAACUGCUUCAUCCGACUUGAAGACCAACUAUGUAUCGAAACUACCAGCUGGCCAUUUCGCAAAACUGUACAAGGACAAUGAUCUCACAGGUGCUCAUGUCAUUAUGCUUGGGCCUGGCAAUGAGGAGGCUGCAAAACAAGCUGUAGGAGAGUGGAAGAAUGGUCUUCAGGUUGGAGGUGGUAUUACGGAUAAAAAUGCCAAGCAGUGGAUUGAAUGGGGUGCUGAGAGGGUCAUCAUUACUUCUUUCCUAUUUCCUAAUGGGAAGUUCUCCCAGGAACGACUAAAUUCUGUAUUGGAGUCUCUUGGUGGUGAUAGAGGAAAACUUGUCAUUGAUCUGAGUUGUCGAAAGAGAGAUGAUACUUGGUUUGUGGCUAUGAAUAAAUGGCAAACCAUUACAGAUAUGGAGGUGAAUGAGGCCUCUAUCAAAUCCUUAGAGCCAUAUUGCUCCGAGUUCUUAAUCCAUGCAGCCGACAAUGAAGGGUUGCAAAAAGGUAUCGACGAACAACUCGUGGAGAAACUGGCACAAUGGUGUAGUAUCCCGGUCACUUAUGCUGGUGGCGGAAGAGACCUUCAAGAUCUUGACAAUGUCAAGAGACUGAGUGAUGGGAAGGUCGAUCUCACAAUCGGAAGUGCUCUGGAUGUCUUUGGAGGCUCCGGGGUCACAUUCGAUGAAUGUGUACAAUGGAAUCAGGAGCAAGUUGCUUCUUCAUAAAAUGCAUAAAUGCAUAAAAUCACAUGCAAACGCAAACGCAAAUGCCAAAUGCCAAAUGCCAAAUGCCAAAUGGGGUGUCCGAAUAUCUUUUUGCUAUUGUGUCCCGAGUCCAAACUGGACAUGUCGUCAGAUUCGUCACCCAUUCUUGCUUGUGCGGAUGGCUUUUCGCUUCUCCUUCCUAAAUUUGUGAUCUACCAAGCUAAGACUUCGUGAUUUUUACCACUUUUGACCCGUUAUAUUGCAUCGUCUUCCACUUGAUUCUCUGCAUAAAUGACCCAGAAUGUUCGCCUGUUCGAUCUAGUCUUGCUAAACUGCAUUUCUUACGUUUGGCCCAUUCGAAGAACUUUUCUGCUGCAUGAGGUGUGUGGGGAAUCACACCGCGAUUCUUCAAUAUCAUUUGGCGGCCUUAGGAGUGAACCUCCGAAGGUACAGCAUUGGGCCCCACCAUCAGCAAAUGCCCAGCUUAUCGAGCUCGUUCUUCGUAGCAUAACCCGCCCCCUCCCAGCCCUUUCCUUCCAACUUUCCCUCCAACUUUCCAGCUUACUGCUUCUCUUUUCCAGUAAAUCGCCAAGUUCUAAUAGUCGCGGAUGUGAAAAAAAUGAGGCUCCAAUCGUCGAUGGUCCGAUUCAGCUCGAGGCCUGAGAAGAACCCGUUACCACCAUUACCACCUUUGACAUGCAUUGGAGUAUGUAUGUCGAAAAAUCUGUUGGCCCGGCGGUUGCGAGAGAAUCUGGGCGAUCGUAUCCACCGCCUCGUUUUUACCCACGAAUGAGGAGAAACACGUGGCAUCGCAACAGUAGGUACAUGAAACCUGGAAACUUUACCUAGAGAAGUGAAGUGUUUCUUUAUCGCCCAAUACACCCUCACA
Messenger RNA from Botrytis cinerea B05.10, 1751 nucleotides. RefSeq names its product Bchis6 (gene Bchis6). NCBI's taxonomy places the organism in Eukaryota, Fungi, Ascomycota, Leotiomycetes, Helotiales, Sclerotiniaceae. Gene Ontology annotation, cellular component: cytoplasm. The record is from RefSeq and is a predicted model, not a curated record. The transcript has 3 exons. Gene Ontology annotation, molecular function: 1-(5-phosphoribosyl)-5-[(5-phosphoribosylamino)methylideneamino]imidazole-4-carboxamide isomerase activity. Bases 101 to 883 code for a protein of 260 amino acids. Gene Ontology annotation, biological process: L-tryptophan biosynthetic process; L-histidine biosynthetic process.